AGUACCGCCUAGUGAAUGAGUUACGGACACGCUUCCUUUUGUUGAGGGCUUUUAGUAACGUUUCUCACAGUAAUAGCGAUAAUAAUAAAUCAUAACAAAUAACAUUUAACUUUUUUAUUUUCACUCAGCCGUAAACGAGGAUGAGCGGAGGAGUAUAUGGAGGAGAUGAGGUCGGAGCCCUGGUGUUUGACAUCGGAUCCUACAGUGUGAGGGCUGGAUAUGCAGGAGAGGACUGUCCCAAGGCUGACUUCCCCACUGUGUUCGGGAUGACCUUAGACAGGGAGGAUGGCAGCAACCCGAUGGAGACGGAGGGGGGCAAGGCUAAGCAGAGCGGCACCACCUACUACAUCGACACCAACCAGCUCAGGGUCCCCAGGGAGAACAUGGAAGUCAUGUCCCCACUGAAAAACGGCAUGAUCGAGGACUGGGACAGUUUCCAAGCCAUUUUAGAUCACACGUACAAGAUGCACUUCAAGUCGGAGCCCAGCUUGCACCCGAUGCUCAUGUCCGAGGCCUCGUGGAAUACAAGAGCAAAGAGGGAGAAGCUGACGGAGCUGAUGUUUGAGCACUACAACAUCCCUGCUUUCUUCCUGUGCAAAACUGCAGUUCUGUCUUCGUUUGCCAACGGUCGCUCCACAGGUGUGGUGCUGGACAGCGGAGCCACCCACACGACAGCCAUCCCGGUGCACGACGGAUACGUCCUUCAGCAAUGCAUCGUCAAGUCUCCCCUUGCCGGGGACUUCAUGACCAUGCAGUGUCGAGAGUUAUUCCAAGAGAUGAAUGUUGAAAUUGUUCCUCCCUACAUGAUUGCAUCUAAGGAAGCCGUCCGGGAGGGAGCACCUGCAGUGUGGAAGAAGAAGGAGAAGCUUCCUCAGGUCACACGUUCCUGGCAUAACUACAUGUGUAACACUGUGAUCCAGGAUUUCCAGGCCUCAGUGUUGCAGGUUUCUGAUUCACCUUACGAUGAACAGGUGGCAGCCCAGAUGCCCACGGUUCAUUAUGAGCUGCCCAACGGCUACAACUGUGACUUUGGAGCAGAGAGACUCAAAAUCCCAGAGGGGCUCUUUGACCCUUCGAAUGCCAAGGGUCUGUCGGGGAACACCAUGCUGGGAGUGGGCCAUGUGGUGACCACCAGCGUGGGAAUGUGUGACAUCGACAUCAGGCCGGGUCUUUAUGGAAGUGUCGUAGUGACAGGCGGAAACACUCUCAUACAGGGAUUCACAGAUAGGCUCAACAGAGAACUUUCACAGAAGACCCCACCGAGCAUGCGCCUGAAACUGAUAGCCAACAACACCACAGUGGAGCGUCGCUUCAGUGCCUGGAUCGGGGGCUCCAUCCUGGCGUCUCUGGGAACAUUCCAGCAAAUGUGGAUUUCCAAGCAGGAGUACGAGGAGGGUGGGAAGCAGUGCGUGGACAGGAAGUGCCCGUGAUCACCUCCGACAUUCUGCCUUUCAAGCCACACAAACCAAUUUAAUCUUUUCAGGGGACUCAGGAAAACCAAGGAUGUUUUGUAUAAUUUUUUUUUAACAAUAUAUUCCAUAUGUGGAUAAUUUUCUUCCUGUUUGUUUAGAAGACAUUUUGUGGUACACGUACACACCCAAGUUAAUACUAUAGUUAACUGCUAUUUUCCUACAAUGAAGACUCAUGGCUGUUAUCUUUCUGUUGAAUGUUCCAAUAUAGUUUUUGAUAGAACGUUUUUCUAACUUUUAGAUAAGAAACCAUUUCCCAAGAAAGCAGUAGUUUAGCGCCAAUAAAAUGACUGUGUUUGCAAUGAUGCAGGUUUUAACCCUGAUGAAACCCUGUUAAGUUCUUUGGUUAUUGUGUUUAUUUAUACAGAUAGCUAUAUUUUUACAGUUAAAAAGCAACUUGUCUACACAGGACAUCCGCAGUAAUUGUAGUAAGAAUCACUUGACUCUAAAUGCAUUGUUUCCAAUAAAAUCACUCACACGGCGCGUAAA
This is a messenger RNA of Scleropages formosus (Asian bonytongue), 1958 nucleotides long. Its product is annotated as actin-like protein 6A. The transcript is spliced from 14 exons. Bases 141 to 1430 code for a protein of 429 amino acids. Lineage: Eukaryota; Metazoa; Chordata; Actinopteri; Osteoglossiformes; Osteoglossidae. The record is from RefSeq and is a predicted model, not a curated record.